AAUUUAAUCCUUACCAGAUGACCUAUCCCCACUCUUCUCUCUUUAAAGGUUGUCAUUCAUUACUAUAAAGUACCAUAUCAGUAGCAAUCAACUCGUCUAUGAAGCAAACACCUGCACAAUGCUUUGCUAGUGAAUGUCGAUUCGUAGUCGAACACAAAAUCUCGCAUUUGUACUCUUUCCAAAAUUACGCCUAAUUCAAAUUUUCUUACAAUCGCUAUUGAAAACAUCCAGAAAAAUGGGCAAGAUGAAGUACCCCGCCAAAAUUAUGAUAGGUUGCGGUUCUGUGUUUGUUAUAAUUGUAAUUUUUGGGUUUAUACUAAUGCCAAUCUUGCUGAAGAGUAAAAUUAAAUCUAAUCUAACGUUAAAACCAGGAGGCGACGUAAGGGGGUUGUAUACUAAAGUGCCUUUUGCAAUUGACUUUAAAGUUUACAUGUUUAACAUUACAAAUCCAGUAGAUGUUGCCAAUGGCGAUACACCAGUUUUGGAUGAAAUUGGACCUUAUUACUUUGAAGAAUGGAAGGAGAAGGUUGAAUUAAUUGACAACGAAGCUGAAGAUGAACUAACUUACAAACAAAGGAUUACAUGGGUAUUCAGAAAAGACCUAUCAAAGCCAGGACUGACCGGAGAGGAGAUUGUUACAAUGGGACACCCGAUGAUGAUUGCGAUGCCGGUACUACUCGCCAGAGAGAAACCCGCAAUGCUGAACUUGAUUAACAAGGCCAUUAAUGCGAUUUUCCGAAAUCCACCGUAUCCGUUUGUUACUGCGCCAGUAAUGGACAUUCUUUUUAGAGGAGUGGUAAUCAAUUGCUCCGUAACCGAUUUUUCGGGAAAAGCCGUUUGUACACAGCUUCGUACGGAGGCGAAAGAUUUGCAUCACGUAUCAGACACGAUUUUUAAAUUCUCAUUCUUUGGAAUGCGUAAUGGAACAAUUGACCAGAAUACACUCACUGUUAAAAGAGGAAUAAAAAAAUCGCACGACGUUGGUAAGGUUACAGCUUAUAAUGGCGCUAAGGAGAUGUCCGUUUGGCCUACGAAAGAAUGCAACCAAUACGUGGGUACAGAUUCCACUAUUUUCCCACCUUUGAUGACAAGAGAAGAAGGUGUCGCAGCUUAUGCACCAGACUUAUGCAGAUCACUUAUUGCUACUUUCGAAAAAGAGCAAAUGUAUCGUGGUAUUAAAGUAAAUCGAUACAUAGCUACGUUUGGGGAUAUGUCCACAGACGAGCGUUUCAAGUGUUACUGCCCCGCGAAUGCGUCUUGUUGGAAACAAGGGUUGCACGAUUUAACCAAGUGCGUAGGCGCCCCAAUUGUUGCAUCCAUGCCCCACUUUUACGACGCCGAUCCCAUGUACGUAAAUAUGGUACGCGGAUUACAUCCAAACGAACCCGAUCACGGCAUCUCUUUGGUUUUUGAAUUGAUGACGGGGACCCCAGUUUCGGGUAAAAAACGAUUGCAGUUCAAUUUGCCCUUAGAGCCCAUUGAAAAGGUCGCCGUAAUGAAAAAAGUUCCAACCGCUCUGCUACCGCUCUUAUGGGUUGAAGAGGGUGCAGACCUACCGGACGAUUUCGCCAAGCAACUGGUUGGAAUUUUUAAAAUGCUGAAGAUCGUUAAAAUUGUCAAGGUUUUAAUACUGAUCCUGUCACUGGUAGGAAUUGGUGUCGGCGCAUUCUUACAUUACAAGAAUAGAGAUUCUAUGUCUGUCACCAAAGCCGUAAAACCGAUGGAGAAAGAUACACAGAAAAAUAUUAGCACAGUUAGCUCGGCUCAAAAUGAAACGUAUGACAAAUAUUAAAUAAAUCGUUUUAUAUCUAAAACUAUUGUUGUGCCUUUCACAUAUAAUUGUAUUGAUUUCAUUGGAAUAUUUUCAAGAUAAUGUGAUAACUAUCACCAGUUAGAAGGUAGCGACGUGAUUAGGAAUUGCACCUCAGUCGUUAUUGUUUUUACAUAUAUAUCUGAUACACUUACUAGUGUAUAAAGUUAAGAUCGCAAAUGCAUUUGAUAUUUGUGAAAAACUACAAACUGUGAUGUUUAAGAUGUGCAGAAUAAUGUAAGGUGCAUUAGAAAUUCUAAUGAGUUUCUUAUGCCUAACAAGUUGUUAUGAAGUUUAUACAAAUUUUUGUUCAACUCUCACCAGUGCCUAAACUACAUAGUAGAUUAAAUAAAUUAUUUACACUGUU
Molecule: messenger RNA, 2177 nt
Organism: Photinus pyralis (common eastern firefly)
Lineage: Eukaryota; Metazoa; Arthropoda; Insecta; Coleoptera; Lampyridae
Product: sensory neuron membrane protein 1-like
Exons: 8
Coding region: 134-1792 (552 amino acids)
Cellular component (GO): membrane; cytoplasm
Molecular function (GO): scavenger receptor activity
Source: RefSeq, a predicted model, not a curated record